Molecule: messenger RNA, 1875 nt
Organism: Seminavis robusta
Lineage: Eukaryota; Bacillariophyta; Bacillariophyceae; Naviculales; Naviculaceae
Source: the annotation of a GenBank genome assembly
CAUCAUCGGCAAUCGGCAUCUGCCCAUCCGCCUGAAAACCAGGCAAUUGCUGGUGUGAGAGUCAUAAAACAAUUCAGGUCAGCACGAGAGGAAAAAGCCGAUAGUGCGAACACUAAUAGGAAGGGAAUAGACAAGCAAGAUAAUAAGAGAUUAGAGGAAUUUUGACUUGAGACGAUGAUGCGAAGAAGUGUUUCCCUUUCUGGUUUAAUGAGGCGGAGGCGAUGGAUGCCAAUGACUUCCACCCAAUGUCUGUCUGUCACGACAAGCCCUUCCCGUGUGCCCCAGACCAACAUUAUUUCGGAUGUGGCAAAAAUACCAACGAGACGGAAUCCUCCAUCGCUCCAAGUUUUGCCAGCUGUGAGAUGUUAUUCCACUACAGCUCCAUUGCUGCUGUCCAAUAAUGAUGGUACUGCCUCCGCAGACUCCGAGGAAAAGUCGUAUUUGAGGUCCUUGUAUCGCGACAUGGUUCGACAUGAAGGCAUGAAGGAAGAUCCCAUUCAAUUGCACACACUCCGAUCCCUGGAUCGUUUGCGACGAGAACUCAAACUCAUGAAACCACCCACUCAACUCAACCAACCCACUAGCACCACCACUACUACUACUGCAUCGUCUUCUUGGUCCUCUUGGUUUGGCAGUAGUUCUACUUCUACAGAAGAUGAUACUACCAACAGCAACAAUUCACCUCAUCUGCCCAAAGGCAUAUAUCUGCACGGUGGUACAGGGACUGGCAAGACCAUGCUGAUGGAUUUGUUUUACGAUUCCAUUACACCGGAAGAAGGACUCCCCGAAUGGAGCAAGACCAAACAAAAGGUCCAUUUUCACAAAUUCAUGUUACGAGUCCAUUCCCAAAUGCAUCAAGCACGCUAUAGCUUCACCAAACAAGAACAAAAUGUCGCCGAUGCCAUUAUCCCUGCGGUUGUACGCGACACACUACAGAACCACGGUCGUCUCAUUUGCUUUGACGAAUUUCAAGUCACCGAUGUGGGAGAUGCCAUGAUUUUACAACGACUUUUUACGGGCCUUUGGCAACAAGGAUGCGUCGUGGUGGCCACCAGCAAUCGACCACCGCGGGAUCUCUAUUUGAAUGGUCUGCAACGCGAUCGGUUCCUUCCCUUUAUUGAUUUGCUCGAAGAACAAUGCGACGUCAUUUCCAUGGUCGAAUCGGAUAUCGAUUAUCGAUUGCUCAUGAGUGAAAUGAGAGAAAGUGCCGUCGCCGCCGGGGAAUUGCAGCAAGUGUAUUUUAGUAGUGGCGAGGAACGUACCGAUUAUGACGAGUUGUUUCUCAAACUCGUCGGUGGAACCAAAAACGUGCAAUCCACGACGCUCAUGACAGAAGAUGGUGGGCGUCGUGCGGUGCAUGUGAAGGAGGCCAGUCUCAAGGACAAGGUGGCACGAUUUUCUUUUCGAGAUCUCUGUCAAAAGGCACUGGGAGCAGCCGACUAUUUGAUCAUGGGACAACACUUUCACACUAUUUUUGUUCAUGAUAUUCCACCGCUCACGCUCCAACACAUUAAUUGGGUCCGACGAUUCAUUACCUUUGUCGAUGCCAUGUACGAGAGAAAGGUCUUGUUGGUACUGCAGGCAGCGACUCCUGUGGAUCGGAUCUUCACCGUGGACGAAAAUUAUCAUGCACAAGAUGACGAAGUGUUUGCAUUUGAUCGGACGCGAAGUCGAUUGGAAGAAAUGAUGUCGGAAACGUACAUGAAUAAACGUGAAUGGAAGGGUGCCGACAUGAGCAGUGCGGAACGAAAGAGACUCAUGCAACUGUUGCAACCCACGUUGGCCGAAGAAGAGGGGGCGGCAUAGCCACGAAUGCAAAUACCAAGCUCCUAAUUUUGGUUAGAAGUAAUGAUAGAAAAGAAAUAGUUACUUUUG